AUGGGAUCUCCGGACAGAGAGUGUGCGGUGAUACUGGUCGGUGGACCCACUAAAGGGACGCGGUUUCGGCCGCUUUCACUGAACGUGCCGAAGCCGCUUUUCCCGUUGGCGGGGCAGCCGAUGGUGCAUCACCCCAUCUCCGCAUGCAGAAGAAUCCCCAAUUUAGCACAGAUAUACCUGAUUGGGUUCUAUGAGGAGAGGGAAUUCGCGCUUUAUGUGUCGGCGUUAUCCAAUGAGCUUAGAGUUCCUGUUAGAUAUUUGAGGGAAGAUAAGCCACAUGGCUCGGCAGGAGGGCUGUACAGCUUCAGAGAUUACAUAAUGGAAGACAACCCGUCUCAUAUAGUUUUGCUGAAUUGCGAUGUUUGUUGUAGCUUUCCCCUCCCAGAAAUGCUUGAUGCCCAUAAAAGAUAUGGUGGAAUGGGUACUGUAUUAGUAAUAAAGGUAUCAGCUGAGUCAGCAAGCCAAUUUGGUGAGUUGGUGGCUGAUCCUGUCACAAAUGAACUGCUACACUAUACAGAGAAACCGGAAACUUUUGUGAGCGACCUUAUAAAUUGUGGUGUCUAUAUAUUUACACCAGAUAUCUUUAAUGCCAUAGAAGAUGUCUUUACAGAGCGGAAAGACAGAGCUAAUAUACGACGCGUAACCAGCUUUGAAGCACUCCAAUCAGCAACAAAGGCUCUUCCUGCAGACUAUGUUAGGCUGGAUCAGGAUAUCUUAUCCCCUCUUGCAGGGAAGAAAGUACUCUACACGUAUGAGACACUCGACUUCUGGGAACAGAUUAAGACUCCAGGGAUGUCGUUGAAAUGCUCUGCCCUGUACCUUUCUCAAUUCCGCCAUACCUCUCCCCAACUUCUAGCAGCAGGAGACGGGGCGAGAAGGGCCACAAUCACUGGUGAUGUGUAUAUCCAUCCAUCAGCAAAAGUGCAUCCAAGUGCAAAGAUUGGCCCUAAUGUAUCAAUAUCAGCCAAUGCUCGUAUUGGAGCUGGUGUUAGGCUUAUCAGUUGCAUCAUUCUAGAUGAUGUUGAAAUUAAGGAAAAUGCAGUUGUUAUUCAUUCUAUUGUUGGGUGGAAGUCAUCUAUUGGGAAGUGGUCUCGUGUACAGGGAGAGGGAGACUACAAUGCCAAACUCGGGAUUACUAUCCUUGGUGAAGCUGUGACGGUUGAAGAUGAAGUGGUGGUGAUUAAUAGCAUCGUCCUCCCGAACAAGACCCUAAAUGUCAGCGUGCAAGAGGAGAUCAUCCUGUAACAGUGAAGUGACUCCCAAACAAAAUCUCAUAGAACAGCUUAUGGUUUUCAUUUUUGUUCAUUUAUCACUAUACAUCUUCCGAACUUUUGUAUUUCCUUUUCUUGAAGUUUUAGAGCUGCUGUUGUUACUUCUCUAGAGGUUGCUACCCGCCAACACAAAGGCUAUAUUUUUCUCCAACCUAUUUUAUGAUUAGAUUAUCGGAAUUGUAGUCUUGUAGCAUUUUGUUUAGACAUGUAAGUGAAUGAAUAAUAAGCAUCAGUGUUGGAUAUGUGUUGGAUUUAA
This is a messenger RNA of Ananas comosus (pineapple), 1527 nucleotides long. Its product is annotated as mannose-1-phosphate guanyltransferase alpha-like. The record is from RefSeq and is a predicted model, not a curated record. Bases 1 to 1245 code for a protein of 414 amino acids. Gene Ontology annotation, cellular component: cytoplasm. Lineage: Eukaryota; Viridiplantae; Streptophyta; Magnoliopsida; Poales; Bromeliaceae. Gene Ontology annotation, biological process: biosynthetic process. The transcript is spliced from 15 exons.